AUGACUACCAAGACUAUCGCAUACCAGGACCAAAAGAAAAAAAUGAUUGAGGCACUAGAGCUGGAGCGUGAAAUACGCCAGGCCGACAACAUGAGGUUUUUCAUUCCAAAGCUGGAGGCAAAAUUGGGAAUAACGUUGGAGACAAAGAACGCAAUGACAAGUGAUGGCAUUGCAUAUACUAUGUACGAUGAGACUGAAACAGCAAAGAAAAACACUGGCAUCGAGAAUCUGGCGCAGAAAAUCAACAAGGCGGCCGAGGCACUGCGCAAGACGACAAGAAAUGACGGGAAGGACUUUAUUUUCGCGACCCAUCAGGCGGUCAUUCGAGAAGCAAGCAAUUCCAUCACCGAGUUAAAGAAGAAGUGCCCUAGCUAG
This is a messenger RNA of Penicillium subrubescens, 375 nucleotides long. RefSeq lists its product as uncharacterized. The record is from RefSeq and is a predicted model, not a curated record. NCBI's taxonomy places the organism in Eukaryota, Fungi, Ascomycota, Eurotiomycetes, Eurotiales, Aspergillaceae. The transcript has a single exon. The coding region runs from base 1 to 375 and encodes 124 amino acids.